CGUCUCUUUCUCUAAGAACUUGAAGGAAAUAGGAACAGAAAUAGUAUAAAAGAAAAAUAAAGUUUCUUCCUAGAAGCUAAAGGUUGAAGUUGACAAGCUAUAAAAGCUAUAGAUUUUCUACAAAUCUCUGCAUCACCUUAAAAUCCAAGAGAUUCUAGUUUUCCAUUCAGUCUGAUCUAUAUAUCAGAUCCCUCUUAUGCUUUUCUUAUAUUAAACUCUGUGUCCACUCCGAGGACGAUCUACUGCAUAUCCUUCUGCUCCAUGUCUUGCAAUGGCUUGGCGUUUUCCCCAGCAAAUUUCAUGCUCCAAGUCCAACACGAAGAUCAUCAACGCUCCACUAAUUUUGUCAAUCAAAUUCUCCCUUCUUGCACGGUUCCCCAGGACUUUCAUGCUGUAGCAUCGUUUCUGGGGAAGAGAUCAAUUCCAUUUCCAGGAAACGAUGUGUGUGAAGAAGCAAACAUGGGGGAUGAUCUAUCAGAUGAUGGUUCACAGGCAGGAGUAAAGAAGAGAAGGCUUAACAUGGAACAAGUGAAGACAUUAGAGAAGAACUUUGAGUUGGGGAACAGGCUUGAACCCGAGAGGAAAAUGCAGCUGGCUAGAGCUCUUGGACUGCAGCCCAGACAGAUUGCUAUUUGGUUUCAGAACAGAAGAGCGAGAUGGAAAACCAAGCAACUAGAGAAAGAUUAUGAUCUCCUCAAGAGACAGUACCAAGUGAUCAAAGCUGAUAAUGAUGCACUUCAAGCUCAGAACAAAAAGCUCCACGCAGAGAUAAAGGCACUGAAAAGCAGAGAAGCAAACGAAUGUAUCAACCUGAACAAAGCAACCGAAGGCUGUAGCAGCAAUAGAACCUCACCACCAACAUGUUCUGCGCCAUCGAGGAUCAAACCGGGUUUUGGCCAUGGCUCGAUCAACAACAAUAUCAUUUCGAUUGAUUCAAGCUCAGAAAAGUUGAUUUUAGAAAUCAAGAGAGACGUGAAGAAUUUUCCAAGUAAAAUUAUAUACUUGUUUCCCCAGUAAAUUGCCGUGCAGGAGCAGAUCUAGCAUAUUGGGCCAUGAAAGAAUAUAGAGCGAUGAUUCUCUUUAGCUACAGAUUUUUAAUUAUUGUUUCUUUUUUUCCCUUGCUUUGAAUUCAUGUGUUUUUGUACUGUGGAGUGCAUUGAAGUGAGUCCUUGCAAUGAUCAUUUUAAUU
Molecule: messenger RNA, 1189 nt
Organism: Hibiscus syriacus
Lineage: Eukaryota; Viridiplantae; Streptophyta; Magnoliopsida; Malvales; Malvaceae
Product: homeobox-leucine zipper protein ATHB-13-like
Exons: 4
Coding region: 262-1017 (251 amino acids)
Biological process (GO): positive regulation of DNA-templated transcription
Cellular component (GO): nucleus
Molecular function (GO): sequence-specific DNA binding; DNA-binding transcription factor activity, RNA polymerase II-specific
Source: RefSeq, a predicted model, not a curated record